Perkinsus marinus ATCC 50983 is the source of this 672-nucleotide messenger RNA. RefSeq lists its product as hypothetical. The record is from RefSeq and is a predicted model, not a curated record. The transcript is spliced from 7 exons. NCBI's taxonomy places the organism in Eukaryota, Perkinsozoa, Perkinsida, Perkinsidae. Bases 1 to 672 code for a protein of 223 amino acids.
AUGACGGUGGCAAACAGAGUGGAAGAUGUGAAAGAACUCGUGCAAAGUCGAGGGAAACUAAGAGAAGACGAUGAGAUCGCUUUGAAGGUUACUGUGGAUCUUAUUGUUCGUGCCUUCGUGGAGAACUCUCGACAGUUACAGGAUAUAGAACGCAGAGUAAGGAGUGGUACGAAUACCGAGCCCAGAGCGGUUGUGGGGGCCUCCCUGUUUGCUGGACCGCUGCCUAAAUGCGGCCAUCAUCAUCAUAACGAGUCCACUUCUCCUGCUGGUGCUGAGGACCUGAUCGGAGAUAAGAUCGACGAGUUAUUAUCCCCAUCCAGUCUACAUGAUAUGGUCCCUACUAUUAUAAAGACCUCUACUACAGUCUAUAAUAAGGUUGUCAAUAGAGCUAAGGAAGAAGGAGAGGAGAUGCCUGAGAAUGUGAAGUCCUAUGUUCGGCGGGAAUGUCUAAUGAACUCGGCAAAGCAAGAGAUAGUAGCAAGAGCGAGAAAGUGGCUGCAAGGUCGUAAUCAAUCGUCUUCUACUGAAGGUGGGACGUAUGCCAACCCUUUAGCAUUGAAGCGCUCUCCGGUAUGUGAGGUGGAUGGCACCCAUCCACUUGAUCGCCUCAACUCGGCCACGAUAGAGUCGUUGAUGAGGAACGGCUGGGCUGUACAGGAUGGAUGGAAGUAA